AUAAACAUAAAUAUUUCAGUCAUUUCAUGAGAAUCUUACUUUUUAACGAUCUUUGUUGCGGACUGAAAUGGGCGGAGCCAACCGGAAGCAUAACCAAGAUGGCCACCUUCACUGAAAGGAUGGCGCCUGCCUUGGUGCUGUGGCUGGCCGUGUGCUUCAGUGGGACGUGGGCUGUGGACAGGGGCAACUUCAAGACCUGUGACCAGAGUGCCUUUUGCAAACGUCAGCGAGCAUUGAAGCCUGGUGAGUCUCCCUAUCGAGCCCUGCUGGAGACCAUGGAGCUGACCAACACCAGACUCACGCUGCAGCUCAUCAAUGACAACAAUAAGGUGCGUCUGCUGCUCGAGCUCUACCGUCUCCAGGGAAACAUAACAAGGGUGAAGAUUAACGAGCUGAAGCCGCUGAAGCCUCGCUAUGAGGUCCCAGACGUGCUCGUCAGGGAACCGCCUACUGAGCCCCUGUCCCUCUUGUCUCAGGACGAGAACGGGGUAGUGCUCUCCCUGGGGGCGGAGUCUCAGAGGGUCAUCGUCAGCGUCCGGCCCUUCCGCUUGGACAUCAUGGAAGGGCGAGACGUGCUGAUGUCGCUGAACUCGCGCGGCCUGCUGGCGUUUGAGCACCUGAGGAUGCGCAAGGACACUUUCUCCUAUAAAGUAACUAGCACAGUGGCUAGCGUGUGGGAUAAUAUCAAGAGGGUAUUCUCUAGCAGUCAGGCAGACCCAGAGGCCGAGAAGAAAGAGGAGGCUGAUCCGGCAAACCAGGCCGAGACAGCUAAAGAAGAGGACGAGAAAGCAGAAGACGGGAUGUGGGAGGAAACAUUUAAAUCGCAUUCAGACAGCAAACCUAGUGGUCCAUCCUCUAUUAGUUUAGACUUUUCGUUGCCAGGUGUGGAGCACGUCUACGGUAUCCCAGAACACGCAGAUACGCUCAGACUUAAAACAACAGAUAAUGGAGAUCCGUAUCGGCUCUAUAACCUGGAUGUGUUCCAGUACGAGCUGUAUAACCCUAUGGCCCUUUACGGCGCUGUCCCGGUCAUGUUGGCCCACAACGCCCAGCGGACCACAGGCAUCUUCUGGCUCAAUGCUGCUGAGACGUGGGUAGAUAUCAGUUCCAACACAGCUGGAAAGACCGUGUUUGGAAAAAUGCUGGAUUACGUUCAAGGCUCCAGUGAGACUCCACAGACAGACGUGCGCUGGAUCUCUGAAAGCGGCAUCAUCGAUGUCUUCAUUAUGCUUGGACCAACACCCAAAGACGUCUUCUCUCAGUAUGCCUCCCUCACAGGCACCCAGUCCUUCCCUCCCCUGUCUGCUGUGGGUUACCACCAGUGCCGCUGGAACUACAAUGACCAGGAAGACGUGCAGGCGGUGGAUGCCGGCUUCGAUGAGCACGACAUCCCCUAUGACUUUAUCUGGCUUGACAUCGAGCACACGGACGGCAAGCGCUACUUCACCUGGGAUCCUCACAAGUUUGCAACACCAAAGGAAAUGCUGCAGGGUCUCUCAGACAAGAAACGCCAGAUGGUGGCCAUUGUGGACCCUCAUAUCAAAGUAGACAGCAACUACAAGAUCCACAAUGAAAUCCGCAAUCGAGGUUUCUAUAUCAAGAAUAAAGAUGGUGGAGACUACGAGGGCUGGUGCUGGCCUGGUAGUGCCGGCUAUCCAGACUUCACCCGUACGGACAUGAGGGAGUGGUGGGCCAGCAUGUUCGCCUACGAUCAGUAUGAGGGUUCAAUGGAGAACCUGUAUACAUGGAACGACAUGAAUGAGCCGUCAGUCUUCAACGGACCAGAGGUCACCAUGCACAAGGACGCGAUGCACGGAGUCUGGGAGCACCGUGAUGUGCACAACUUGUAUGGCUUCUAUGUGCAAAUGGCCACAGCGGAGGGUCAGAUCCAGAGGUCAGGCGGAGUUGAGCGACCAUUUGUGCUGACCAGAGCCUUCUUUGCUGGGUCGCAGCGCUACGGUGCUGUAUGGACCGGAGAUAAUGCUGCUGAAUGGGACCAUCUGAAGAUCUCUAUCCCCAUGUGUCUGAGCCUGGGCCUGGUUGGAAUCUCUUUCUGUGGUGCUGACGUUGGUGGUUUCUUCAAGUCUCCCAGCACUGAGCUGCUGGUGCGUUGGUACCAGACGGGGGCGUACCAGCCGUUCUUCAGGGCCCACGCCCACCUGGACACCCCCCGCCGCGAGCCCUGGCUGUUUGGUCCUGAAAACACAGCGCUGAUCCGGGAAGCGGUGCGCCAGCGCUACACCCUCCUGCCCUACUGGUACCAGCAGUUCUACCAAGCACAUCGCACUGGAGAGCCCAUCAUGAGACCUCUGUGGGUGGAGUAUCCUCAGGAUCCUGCUACCUUCGCUCUGGAUGACGAGUUCUUGAUCGGAAGAGAUCUGUUGGUGCACCCCGUUACUGAGGAGGGAGCCAGGGGAGUCACCGCCUACCUGCCUGGCAAAGACGAGGUUUGGUUUGACGUCCACACCUUCCAGAAGCACAACGGGGCCCAGAACCUUUACAUCCCUGUCACUAUAAGCUCCAUUCCUGUGUUCCAGCGUGGCGGCUCCAUUAUUCCCAGGAAGAACCGAGUUCGCAGGUCCUCCUCCUGCAUGACGCACGAUCCCUACACUCUAUAUGUGGCUCUUAACCCCCAGAGAACUGCAGAGGGUGAGCUCUACAUUGACGAUGGCCACACCUUCAACUAUGACAAGAAGGAGUUCAUUCACAGGAGGCUUUCCUUCGCCAACAACAUCCUCUCCUCUGUUGACCUGGUUCCAGACGCCCAGUUUUCCACCCGCUCCUGGAUUGAACGUAUUGUCAUACUGGGGGCCAGUAAGCCCAGUAAGGUUACUCUGAAGACUGCAGAUGGUCAGGAGAGCCAGCUAGAGUUCGACUUUGACGCCUCCAUGUCGGUGUUGACGCUUCGCAAGCCCGGCAUGAACGCAGGGUUAGAUUGGAACGUGGUGCUCCAGUAACCAUGGAGACAGGAGAGGAGGAGCAGGAGGAGAAACUGACUGAAAUGGACUGAACACGUGGAGAAAGAGAGGGAGAGGAGGGAACAGACACAAGGCGCUGAUGCCCAUGACUAACUACAGCGAGACAGCAGGAUAGCCAUAAUGGGAAAUAAAGGACAUAAAUGCACACACACAACACAUAAAUACACACAGUUUACAUCCCUACACACACACACACACACACACACACACACACACACACACUCAUGUAGACCUGUCAGUUGAACUGAGCCAUGUAACGUCUCUGCCAUGUCCCUCUUGUGUUCAGUCACACUGUAAUACCUAACAAAAAGAGGCUACUACUAGAUAGAUAAUUCUGUUUGUCACAUUUUUCAAAUAGAGUAACAACUGAGAAAAAUCAUGUCAUUGAAAUGAAUCUCUGGGGUAAAGAAAGAAAACAUUCAGGCACUCUUCUUUUUUGUUUUUCUUCUUUCUUUUUUUUUUUUUAAUAUCGUCCACUUGGUGUAUCCAUCCAGUCUGCCUCAGAAGAAAGAUCGCUGCUCUGGAGGAUCGUUUGCCAUUUAAAAUGAAGGUUCGCAUUCAAAGCACACGCUCCACCUGCUGGUGAUUCCCUCAUAUCUGUUUCUGACUUGAUGCUCUUCGAAAAAAAUUCAUUCCAGCCCUUGUUUAAGCCAAGCGUUCAGAUCAGCUCAGAGCUCAGCCUUCUGCACUCGUGCCACAUUUCAUAUUUCUUGGGGAGGGCUUGUCAACAAUCAGCUGUAUGGCUCCACACUUAAAGGGAUAGGUUGGAUAUUUUAAGGUACUUAUCCAUAGUCGGUGUAUCACAUAGAGUAGAUGGUGGUCGGCAUGCCCUCAUGAGUGGAUAAGCAGACAGGAAUACCGCCACAGAACCUCAUUAGUGUACAGUGGCAGCAAAGCGUAUUUUAGCCACCUAAACAGAAUCAAUAACGGUUAAAUGUAUGCUGUAUUUAGAAUAUUUCACCACUUUAACUCGCCAUUAGACAGCCUUUUAAGACAGGGAACUACAGCUAUUAAUUGCUUUCUUCAAAGCCACCAGACUCCAUUGACAAAAACAGUAAUUUUAGCUGUAAGGACACGGGAGCUGCUGGUCGACUGCUGCCUCGAUUUAUUAGUUUGUUUGGGUUAUUGUGUGACUUUGGGGAAUCUGAACUAAAACUUUAAACACUAAAGUCACAAAAAAACAACAACAUAAAAGCGAACUGAUUAAGGCAGCGGUAGACCAGCAGCAACUGUUGUCCAGUGAGCUUAAAUUACUGUUUUUGUCAAUGGAGUCAGGUGGCUUUAAAGAGACACUAUAUAGAUGUAACAGCUUCAGUGUCCCUUCGGAAAGAGCUGUCUGACAGCAAGGUAAGGCUGUGGAAAUAUUUUUAAUUUAGCUAACUGAAACUGAGUUGUUUUUUUCCAAGAUGGCUGAAAUACAUUUUGUUGCUUAUGUCUGCUUAAUCCUGCCUGUUUCUCCAAACUGGGGGUGUGCUGACAGACGUGUACUGUAGCUAAUAGGCUGACUAUGCAUAAAUACCUCAUACAACCUUACUUUAAAAAAAAAAAAAGACCUAUCCCUUUUCCUUUAAUCCUGCAGUAUUUAAUCUCACCACAAAAUGGAAAUAAUUGAUUAUGUCUCUUACCAAUCCUGUCCACUUCACUCUCGUUAGCCUCUCCCCAAGCUCGUCUGAUGAACUUGUGUGCAUGGAAAUGAUUCAGUAUCACCGCUUCACUAUGGAACUGAGCAGGUCAGGUCGUUUUCGGCUUUUCUCUUGAACAAGCUUGGCAGUGGGAAUCGCUUCAGGGGACUGAACCACUGAUGUUUGCGGAUCAUCCCGGUGACGUGCUUUAUUUGUUUUAUCAACUUCUUUUCCCAACGUUGUUUACUAGAUUAUUUUUAAUGCACUUGACGAAGAGUGAGAACUUAAAAAGUUGUUUAGAUUUUCUUGUGUUACUAGGUGUCGGGACCGUCCAGGAUUUCCAGUGUGUCACUUCGAUCAUAAUGAACGGGUCAGAUUUUAACUUUCAAAGGUGUCUCACUGGUAAAUGUUCAUUUAAAGCCUGUUGAUUUACACAACAAUCUUGAAUGCACACUGAGUACUUAUAAAUAUUCAAGUGACUCUCUGGAGACUCUGGACCAUGUCCCGUCUAGUCAAAUCAUUGGACCUUUUUUUUUUUAGGGACUUUGUUGUUCUGAGUUUGUCUCCUUGAUUGUUUUUAUGAUCAUUAAUGUACGUGUUGCUGCAAUUUUGUUGGUGAUGGCUUGAACUGGUGGAAAUGGAAGUGAAGGAACAGACUGUCAAUCAAAGUUGUCAGAUGUAAUCUAAAAGAUAAGACCAAGUGAAAAUAAAGUUGACCAAAUGUAAAAGAA
Messenger RNA from Epinephelus moara (kelp grouper), 5331 nucleotides. It is a transcript of the gene ganabb, whose product is annotated as glucosidase II alpha subunit b. The record is from RefSeq and is a predicted model, not a curated record. Gene Ontology annotation, cellular component: glucosidase II complex. The transcript has 25 exons. Gene Ontology annotation, biological process: N-glycan processing; carbohydrate metabolic process. The coding region runs from base 27 to 2957 and encodes 976 amino acids. Gene Ontology annotation, molecular function: carbohydrate binding; glucan 1,3-alpha-glucosidase activity. NCBI's taxonomy places the organism in Eukaryota, Metazoa, Chordata, Actinopteri, Perciformes, Serranidae.